AUGUUAUUUGUGAAAAUUUGCUUAGUUCUUGGAGCGUCUAUUUCUUUUGUUAGCUCUUCAGAAAUAGAAACUGAUGAAGGAGUUUUAGUUUUAAAUAAAAAUAAUUUUCAGUCAGCGAUUUCUGACGUUGAAUUUAUCUUAGUUGAAUUCUAUGCUCCGUGGUGUGGGCAUUGCAAAGCAUUAGCUCCUGAAUAUGCUAAAGCUGCUAAGUUAUUAGAAGAAGAAGGAUCUAAAAUUAAAUUAGCCAAAGUAGAUGCUACAGAGGAAACAGAGUUAGCAGAACAACAUAAUGUCAAAGGAUACCCAACCUUGAAAUUUUUCAAAAAAGGACAUGUAGUUGAAUAUUCAGGCAAAGUUGCUGAUCAAAUUGUCAGCUGGUUAAAGAAAAAGACUGGUCCACCAGCCAAAAACUUGGAAUCUGUAGAUGAUGCCAAGGCAUUCAUCGAUGAAAAUAAUGUUGUGGUUGUGGGAUUCUUUAAGGAUCAAUCAUCAGAUAAUGCUAAAGCAUUCCUUCAAACUGCUGAAGUAAUGGAUAAUGUUGUUUUUGGUAUUACAUCAGACAGUGCAGUGUUCACAGAAUAUUCCGUAGAUGGCGAUAAAAUUGUUCUCUUCAAAAAAGUUUUGUUUGUUUCAAUUAACACAGACGAUGAUGAUCACUUAAGAAUUUUAGAAUUUUUCGGUAUGAAAAAAACAGAUACUCCUUCGAUGAGGUUGAUCAAACUUGAAGAAGAAAUGGCCAAAUACAAACCAGUCGAUGAUAAGGUUGAACCAGAUAACGUUAGAAAGUUUGUUGAAGAUUUUCUUAGCGGUAACCUCAAGCAACAUCUUUUGUGCCAAGACCUUCCCGAAGACUGGAAUAAAACUCCGGUACAUACAUUGGUGGCAUCUAAUUUCGAUGAAGUUGCAUUUGAUUCAUCAAAAGACGUCUUGGUGGAAUUUUACGCUCCUUGGUGUGGUCACUGUAAACAAUUGGCUCCCAUUUAUGAUCAGUUGGGAGAACAUUUUAAAGACGAUGAUAAAGUUGUCAUUGCUAAAAUGGAUGCGACGGCCAAUGAACUUGAGCACACGAAAAUUUCAAGUUUUCCAACUUUGAAAUUGUACAAAUCGGGAGACAACAAAGUUGUCGAUUAUUCGGGUGAAAGAACACUCGAAGCUCUCAUUAAAUUUAUCGAAUUGGGCGGCGAAGAUUUGUCAGGACCCGAAGGAAAUUCACUCGUGAUAAAUUUAAAUGGAAAAUUGCGCAAUCAUUUUUAUUUAACUGUAAUCGUCAUCAUCGAGUGA
Messenger RNA from Pediculus humanus corporis (human body louse), 1281 nucleotides. RefSeq names its product Calsequestrin-1 precursor, putative. Gene Ontology annotation, cellular component: endoplasmic reticulum. Gene Ontology annotation, biological process: protein folding; response to endoplasmic reticulum stress. The transcript is spliced from 9 exons. The record is from RefSeq and is a predicted model, not a curated record. Gene Ontology annotation, molecular function: protein disulfide isomerase activity. NCBI's taxonomy places the organism in Eukaryota, Metazoa, Arthropoda, Insecta, Psocodea, Pediculidae. The coding region runs from base 1 to 1281 and encodes 426 amino acids.